Benincasa hispida (wax gourd) is the source of this 2070-nucleotide messenger RNA. Its product is annotated as zinc finger CCCH domain-containing protein 48-like. NCBI's taxonomy places the organism in Eukaryota, Viridiplantae, Streptophyta, Magnoliopsida, Cucurbitales, Cucurbitaceae. The record is from RefSeq and is a predicted model, not a curated record. Gene Ontology annotation, molecular function: protein binding; metal ion binding.
CACCGCGUCAUCUCAGCUUCAAUGUCCAUCUCCAUCUCCAUCUCCAUCUCCAUCUCCAUUAAACCCCCACUGUACUUCCCAAUUUCAAUCUCUGCUCCAAUUUCUAUUCUAGGGUUUCUCUGACACUUCCAAAUUUAUCCCUCCCCUCUUUCCAUCUCAAUCUCCCAAUUCCUCUCUUGAUUUUCCCCAAAUCCCCAACUUCAUGAUCGUACUCGACAUUCUCUCUUCUCUGCCUUGCCAGCGCCUGCUACGUCCUUGAAGUCGAAGAUUCCUCUUCUUUGAUCCCUACUGUUCCAGAUUGUUUCACGUCCGAUUGGUACUUCGAGUUUUGGAGGAUACCCAUUUUUGUGAUCUGGGCUGACUGGGGUUUUCGAUUUUGAGGUAUGGAUGUCGAUGGAGGCGGUAAGCGCGUUUUUCAGAGGCUGGGCGCACCUUCCGGAGAUUCUAGGAAUCAGAAGGUCUGUUACCAUUGGAGGGCGGGUAAAUGUAAUCGCUAUCCAUGUCCUUUUCUUCACCGAGAGUUAAAUGGCCCUCCACAUGCGGCUUCGAAUGGAGCUGCUAAUGCUGCCCCGAAGAGGGGUCAUGGAUUCGCCUCUGAUGAUUCGAGUUUUUCUGUUCCCCGACGGAGUCCCAAUUUUAGCGGCGGCUCGACGUGGGGACGAGUUCAUGGUGGUGGCAAUAAAAUAGUUAGAAAGACAGAGAAGCUUUGUAAUUUUUGGGUUCAGGGGAACUGUGGUUAUGGUGAUAAGUGUAGAUACUUGCAUUCUUGGAGUUUGGGGGAAAGUUUUUCGCAUCUAACGCAGCUCGAUGGGCAUCAGAAGGUUAUAACUGGGAUUGCUUUUCCAUCUGGUUCUGAUAAGCUUUAUACUGGUAGUAAAGAUGAGACCGUCAGGGUCUGGGACUGCCAGUCCGGGCAGUGCAUGGCCGUUAUUAAUCUUGGCGGAGAAGUUGGUUCCAUGAUUGCUGAAGGCCCUUGGGUAUUUGUAGGCAUACCUAAUUUUGUUAAAGCAUGGAACAUUCAGACUUCAGCUGAUCUGAGUCUUAGUGGACCCGUUGGCCUAGUUUAUGCCCUUGUUGUGGGCAAUGAUUUACUCUUUGCUGGUACACAGGUUAAGUCUUCCAAGUUUAAUCAUAAUGCUUACCCUUCCACACAGGAUGGGUCCAUAUUGGCAUGGAAAUUUAAUGUAGCAACCAACUGCUUUGAGCCAGCUGCAUCACUCAAUGGCCACACCCUUCCUGUUGUUUCUUUAGUCGUGGGAGCUAAUAGGCUCUACUCUGGUUCCAUGGACCAUUCUAUUAAAGUAUGGAGUUUGGAAUCUUUACAAUGUCUACAGACACUGUCAGAUCAUACAUCAGUUGUAAUGUCUGUACUUUGCUGGGAGCAAUUUCUUUUGUCGUGUUCACUAGAUAAAACUAUAAAGGUUUGGGCUGCUACAGAAAGUGGAAACUUGGAAGUAACUUACACGCAAAAAGAAGACCAUGGCCUGCUUACUCUCUGUGGGAUGCAUGAUUUAGAUGGGAAGCCUAUUUUGUUAUGUUCGAGCAACGACAACUCUGUUCGCCUUUAUGAUCUGCCAUCGUUCUCUGAGAGGGGUAAAAUAUAUUCCAAGGAAGAAAUUAGAUCAAUUCAAGCUGGUCCAGGAGGCAUCUUCUUUACCGGUGAUGGGACCGGGCAAGUGAAAGUAUGGACGUGGUUGGCUGAACAAGCUGCGGCAGCGAGCAUGUAACAUGUUAUGAGCAAAACAUAACAUAGUGUAAUGUAAUUUGGUCUUGGUCUUCAUCAGCUUGGUCCGAUAAGUUUAUACCUUUUUUUUGGGGAGGGGAUAGUUCUUUUCUAGUGUACAAGUUGCAGAGGCAGUUGAGGUUGAGAAUGCAAUUUUUUAUUUGUUAGUUUUAAGUGAGAAGCAGCAGACCAUUAAGAGGAAAUUGCUACACAAUGAUCGAAGUGUCUGUAUUUGCAGAGUGAUGAAAAGUUGUAUGUGGCGCAUCAAGAAAUAUAGCGCUGAAUAAGUUCCACAGCUUGCUUGCUAAAGAAAAUUAUUCCCCAAUUCAAUCCCUGCCUUUUUGUUU